AUGUAUCUCCCUCCAGUAGGAGCAGGUGGUAUUCCGGCCGAUCCACCUCCGGAAGACAUUGAAGGAAUUGAGCUCUCAAUAUUUCCCAGGAGAUCUCGUGGUGGACUUCCAGAAGACUUCGAAGAGCUCGAAUUAUCAGAGAUAUCUGGAAGAUCGAUUCGAGAGAACCCCGGAGCCCGCCCUCGAUAUAUAUAUCGAUGUCACUGUCGACAGGUCAUCGGCGACACAUAUACCUCUCAAUACGUCGCCGGACUGGCCUUCAUGUUGACUUCUUUUUUGAAAUGGAAGGAAAUCUCGCCUUAUCAUUUUCGUGUCAUAUACUGUGUUGUUUCUGUUCAUUCGAUACUUGGUCUGGUUGCAAAUUAUGACCGGCAAUCUUUCUUAAGCUAUAUACUAUUCGGUCGUAUGGACAAGAGACUGAUAAGACACGAUGGUUCGAGGAUGAAGUUUCAGUUCAAGAUGACGGAUUUUGCGUUUUUACUCAGUCUUGCUUUGUUUGUGGCAUUUUCGAUUUUCGUGCCAUUACGUAACAGCAGUUGCUUUUCAGUGUGUUACCCGAUCGAUACUAGAGUAUUUGGAAUCUCUGCGGGUGCGUUUGUGGCCUUGUUAUGCAUGGCAUUAUUUGGAAAUGGUGGUCAUGGUCCAUUUGCAUGGACCUUCUUCACAUUUUGCACUGUUGGAUAUCUUGCUCUUCAGACCUGGCAGUUUCAUCACCUCACGCAAGUUUUUCGACCAGCAAAACUUCCACCGGGAGCAUCGAACGAGAACCUCUUUUCUUUCGGGCAGAUACUGGUAUUCUUUAUGAUAUUUCCUCUAAUAGCUGACUUUUAUGCUGCUUUAUUAGUUGAUUUAGCACGUAUACGACAUAGCACAGUAGAAGGAGUUCCGGUUGUUACCACAUUUUUGAGUAUUUUUCGCACUCUGCUGCCAUGGUUUUUGUAUCGUAUUAAACAAGACGUCGUCAACGUGGCCAAUAAAAUGACUGACCCAAUCCUGCGUCGAGGAGCAGCUCCAAUAUCCAAGUUUAUUGGUAAAACACGUGCGCUCUUCACGUUUAAGAAGAAAUUUAAGUCAAGGAGGACCAACACAGACCGGUUGGAAAGAGGUCCUGUCGCAUCUGAACAUACCUCAGCAACCGACUUAGUGCCGCCUACAGCUAACACCAGUGGGGCUGUCCCGGUAGGAGUUUCUACUGACGCGGUGCCGAACUUGCCUGUGAUUAGAAGAUCGACUUAUGAAGUAGGCGACGAGAUCAGGCAGGUUCGAAGAACUGGAACAGAUCCAGCCAAUUGA
This is a messenger RNA of Glarea lozoyensis ATCC 20868, 1293 nucleotides long. RefSeq lists its product as uncharacterized. The transcript is spliced from 3 exons. The record is from RefSeq and is a predicted model, not a curated record. The coding region runs from base 1 to 1293 and encodes 430 amino acids. NCBI's taxonomy places the organism in Eukaryota, Fungi, Ascomycota, Leotiomycetes, Helotiales, Helotiaceae.